Messenger RNA from Camelina sativa (false flax), 3099 nucleotides. Lineage: Eukaryota; Viridiplantae; Streptophyta; Magnoliopsida; Brassicales; Brassicaceae. The record is from RefSeq and is a predicted model, not a curated record.
AUGGAUAAAACUUGGGUCUGGUUACCAAGGAAUAGUCUUGAGUAUGAGCUAGGAGCAACUAAAUUUGUGUUUGAUUCAGCAAGAUGUUUGGGUAAUCUAUCAGAUAUGUUUUGUCCUUGCGUUGACUGUCGCAAUGUGGUUCAUCAGUCAAAUGAGACAGUGUUGGAGCAUCUGGUUAUUAGAGGGAUGGAUCUAAAGUACAAGAGAAGUAAAUGUUGGAGUAAACAUGGGGAGAUAAGGAAUGAAAAGACAGCGGAUGCUGAUACAUCUGAGUACGAGGCUUUUGAGUUGAUUAGGACAGCUUUUAAGUCGAGUGAAGGCAAGAAAUUGUCUGAGAAUCACAGUGUAGAAGAGUUGGAGGGUAUUGACAGUAAAGAGGAAAUCGAGUUUAGAAAGAAGUUAGAGGAUGCAGAAACUCCCUUAUACUCGACGUGUGCUAACUACACAAAGGUUUCUGCAAUCAUGGCACUUUACCGGAUAAAGGUCAAGAGUGGGAUGUCAGAGAACUUUUUUGAUCAGCUACUGACAAUAGUACAUGACAUGCUACCUGGAGAGAAUGUGCUGCCUACGUCUACGGAUGAGAUGAAGAGAUUUUUGAAGGUUUUUGGUUUUGGUUAUGAUUCCAUUCACGCCUGCAUAAAUGAUUGUAUCCUUUAUCGAAAGCAAUAUGCGGAGUUAACAAGCUGUCCAAGAUGUGCUGAAUCAAGAUGGGAAACAGAUAAUAUAACCGGUGAGGAGAGGAAAGGGAUUCCAGCAAAGGUGCUACGGUACUUUCCAAUAAAAGAUAGAUUUAGGAGGAUGUUUAGAUCAAAACGGUUGGCUGAGGAUUUGUGUUGGCACUUUACUAAUGCUAGUGAAGAUGGUACAAUGCGGCAUCUAGUGGACUCCUUGACUUGGAUCCAGGUAAACGAUAAAUGGCCAGAGUUUGCUGGGGAUGCUAGAAACCUUAGACUAGGAAUUUCUACUGAUGGGAUGAAUCCGUUCGCUAUCCAAAACACCAAAUACAGCACAUGGCCGGUGUUCUUAGUCAAUUACAAUAUGGCUCCAACGGAGUGUAUGAAAGAAGAAAACAUCAUGUUGAUACCUGGACCAACCGCACCAAGCAACAAUAUUGAUAUAUAUCUACAGCCGCUGAUAGAUGACCUAAAAGAGUUAUGGAAUGAUGGUAUGGAGGUUUAUGACUCGUUUAAGCAGGAGAGUUUCACUCUAAGAGCUAUAUUGUUGUGGAGUAUCACUGACUAUCCAGCAUUAGGUACAUUAUCUGGAUGUAAAGUGAAAGGGAAGCAAGCGUGUAUUGUCUGUGGGAAGGAUACACCUCAUAGGUGGUUAAAGUUCAGCCGCAAACAUGUAUAUAUGGGUAACAGGAAGCGUUUGAGACCUGGGCAUCCUUACAGACGUAAGAAAGGGUGGUUUGACAAUACGGUGGAGGUUGGUACUGCAAAUAGAAUUCAGAGUGGAGCAGAAAUACUUGAGAGCCUUAAAGAUUUUAGGAAUGAAUUUGGUAGACCUUUAGAUAAGAAAGGCAAGAGAAAAAGAGUUGAGGCAGAUGUUGAUGAUGCAAGUUCAGCUGAUGAAUAUGAAGAAGGCGAUGAUCAAUGGCGGUGGAAAAAAAGAUCAAUCUUCUUUGACUUACCUUAUUGGAAGUAUCUGCAUGUGAGGCAUAAUAUUGAUGUCAUGCACGUGGAAAAGAAUAUGUCUGAUGCACUAUUAUCUAUUCUAAUGCAUAGUGGAAAAUCCAAGGAUGGAAGGUUAUCCAAAUUCAGAGGUCCUGAUGGAUAUUGUGCCAACAUCUCCAAUUGUGUGUCAGUAGAUCCUCCCAGCAUUGGUGGUCUCAAGUCACAUGACCAUCAUGUCAUAAUGCAGAACCUGUUUCCGGUGGUUUUGAGAGGUUUACUGCCUAAAGGACCUCGUAUAGCAGUGAAUCGAGUAUGCAAUUACUUCAACAGGCUGUGCCAACGUGUAAUUGAUCCAGAGAAGCUAAUUACACUAGAAUCAGAGUUCGUGGAAACAAUGUGUCAGUUGGAGAGAUACUUUCCACCAUCUCUUUUUGACAUUAUGUUUCACCUGCCAAUACACCUAGCAAGAGAAGCACGCUUGGGUGGCCCUGUACACUUCAGAUGGAUGUACCCUUUUGAGAGAUACAUGAAGACACUAAAGGCAUAUGUGAAGAAUUUUGCAAGGCCAGAAGCUUGUAUGGCUGAAGGCUACUUGGCUGGUGAAUGCCUUGCGUUUUGUUUAGAGUUUCUUCAGAAGUCUGUUCCAGUUGAAGAAACACUUGCUCGCAAUGAAGAUGUUGAGGUAGAUGAACAUGUCCUUGAAGGUCGACCACUGCAGAAAGCCACAGAAAAGAUUCUCACAGAUAAAGAGCGAGACAUAGCUCAUCGGUUGCAUUUGGAAGAACUGCAAGCUACAGAUGCAAGAUGCGCAAAAAAUUCAACUCUAUUGUGGAAAUAUCAUAACGAAAGGUUCCCACAGUGGAUUAAAGAAAAGAUACCAAGUAACUCGAAGGACCAUUCUAGUAGGCUGAGAUGGCUUGCUUUUGGACCAAGACAUAUCGCUCAAACUUAUAAGGGUUUUGUAGUAAACGGCCAUCGCUUUCAAACAGAUGAUGUCAAGAGGAAGACUCAGAAUAGUGGAGUAACUUAUGAAGCAUUCUCUAUGUGUAGAGCUAGUUCUAAAGAUACGAGACAAAUGGCAGACAUAGUAGCAUUCUAUGGAGUGAUAAAGGAGAUCGUAUUGAUGGACUACCACAUGUUCCAGGUUCCAUUAUUUAGGUGUAGUUGGGCUAACAAAGGGAAUGGAGUGAAAGAGGAAGACAGGUUCACACUUGUCAAUCUCCAUAUGAAUCAGACAUCAUUCUUAAAUGAUCCUUUCAUUCUGGCAUCGCAAGCUAAACAAGUUUUUUACUCCAGAGAUGAUGAGAACUCACCUUGGUAUGUUGUUAUGCGGGCACCACCAAGAGGGUACAACAUGAUGGACACAGUAGAUGAGUUAGUUCCUGCACAAUCAUCAGUCCAGCCAAUUGAAGAUUUAGGAGAUCAUGAGACUGAUGAUGACAGUUUUUGUGUUAGGGAUGAUUGUGAAGGUGUUCUAGUAUAA